AUGAAGUUCCAAAAUCUUACCGGAAUUAUUGUGCUACUAUGUCAAGCAACAUCGAUUUCUGCUGCAUUGCUGGUCCCAAGGUCGUCGUCUAGUUCAUUGAAGCUUCCAGGCGCAAUGGACGACAUCAGAGCUGCUGUCACCAGAAUAAAGAACAGUGGAGUUGGAUGGAAAUCUCCAAAUGAUGCAGUUCAAAAACGUGCCAAAAAAUUAGGCUAUGAAUUCCUAAUACCCAUUCCAAUUAAUGAUGAGUGGAGCAAGAGUAAUGAAUAUAAUUAUGUUACUAAAGACAAGAACGGAGAUCUUAAUCUCUGGGUUACUACAACAGGCACGGGGGCGUUAAUCUGGGAAAGCCCGAUUCCUUGGCCCCAAUAG
This is a messenger RNA of Blumeria graminis f. sp. triticale, 372 nucleotides long. The record is from the annotation of a GenBank genome assembly. Lineage: Eukaryota; Fungi; Ascomycota; Leotiomycetes; Helotiales; Erysiphaceae.